Lonchura striata (white-rumped munia) is the source of this 3569-nucleotide messenger RNA. NCBI's taxonomy places the organism in Eukaryota, Metazoa, Chordata, Aves, Passeriformes, Estrildidae. The record is from RefSeq and is a predicted model, not a curated record.
GCCGCGGGGCGGGACCGCCUGCCCUCGCCCGUCCGCCGAGGAGCCCGGCCACGCUCUCUUCCCUCCUGCUUCCUCACUGUGGUGGCUGGGCUGUUUCUCCCAUGACUCUCUGCGUCUAGACCUGGCUGUCCCGUGCCUUUGCCAAUCAAACCUGAGCUUCCUCCUCUGACAGUGAAGAGAGGGGCUCCUGCCCUUCUGGCUCAUUUUUCCCACCCUUGACACCAAGCCGCCUCUGCUUGUGCCUCCCCGUGCCCCCCGCCCUGCCCACCCUGGGCACCCGUCACCCAUGGACGACUCAGAAGUGGAGUCGACCGCCAGCAUCCUUGCCUCUGUCAAGGAGCAGGAGGCACAGUUCGAGAAGCUGACCCGGGCCCUGGAGGAGGAACGGCGCCAUGUCUCAGCCCAGCUGGAGCGAGUCCGGGUCUCCCCACAGGACGCCGGCCCGGGCUUGGCCAACGGCACGCUCACCCGGCGGCACCAGAACGGACGUUUCCUGGGCGAUGCUGACCUGGAAAGGCAGAAAUAUUCAGAUCUGAAGCUCAACGGGCCACAGGACCACAGCCACCUCUUGUACAGCACAAUCCCCAGGAUGCAGGACCCGGGCCAGAUCGUGGAGGAGACGUACACCAUGGAGGAGGACCCAGAAGGGGCCAUGUCAGUCGUGUCUGUGGAGACAUCAGAUGAUGGGACAACUCGGCGUACAGAGACCACGGUGAAGAAAGUGGUGAAGACUGUGACCACCCGGACGGUGCAGCAGGUGCCGGUGGGGCCUGACGGGCUGCCUUUGGAAACGUCCCCCGUCACCAGCAACUACGUCCAGACCAUGGACAGGAACUUCCGCAAGAACGGCAACGGGGGCCCCGGCAGCUACCUGGGCCCGGCGGGCACGGCCACCCUCCCUCGCAACUACCACUACCCCGACGGCUACGGCCGCCCCUACGAGGACGGGUACCCGGGCAGCGACCACAGCUACGGCAGCCUGUCCCGCGUCACCCGCAUCGACGAGCGCUACCGCCCCUCCAUGGACACCUACCGGGCCCCCAGCCGCCAGGAUAUCUACGGUCCCCAGCCCCAGGUGCGUGUUGGGGGCAGCAACAUGGACCUCAACCAUUUCCACCCUGAACCCUACGGCCUGGAGGACGACCAGCGUAGUGUGGGCUUCGAAGAUGUGGACUACGGGCUCAUGUCUGACUAUGGCACGGCCAGGAGGGCGGGCACCCCGUCUGAUGCUCGACGACGACUCAGGAGUUAUGAAGACAUGCUGGUGGAUGAAGUGGCCCCCGACCGGUACUACUGGGCCCCGCUGGCCCAGCACGAGCGGGGCAGCCUGGCCAGCCUGGACAGCCUGCGGAAAGGCGGCCCAGCCCCGGGGAACUGGCGCCAGCCAGAGCUGCCGGAGGUCAUAGCCAUGCUGAGCUUCCGGCUGGACGCCGUCAAGUCCAACGCAGCUGCCUACCUGCAGCACCUGUGCUACCGCAACGACAAGGUGAAGACGGAGGUGCGCCGGCUGAAGGGCAUCCCCGUGCUCGUGGGGCUGCUGGAUCACCCCAAGAAGGAGGUGCACUACGGCGCCUGCGGAGCUCUCAAGAACAUCUCCUUCGGCAAAGACCAGGAUAACAAGAUCGCCAUCAAGAACUGCGACGGGGUGCCCGCGCUGGUGCGCCUGCUGCGCAAGGCCCACGACAUGGACCUCACCGAGGUCAUCACAGGGACACUGUGGAACCUGUCCUCGCACGACUCUAUCAAGAUGGCCAUCGUGGAUCACGCACUACAUGCCCUGACCGAUGAGGUGGUCAUUCCCCGCUCCGGCUGGGAGCGGGAGCCCAACGAGGAUUCCAAACCCCGCCAUAUAGAGUGGGAGUCGGUGCUCACCAACACCGCUGGCUGCCUUAGGAAUGUGAGCUCGGAGCGGAGUGAGGCCCGUCGGAAGCUGCGGGAAUGUGACGGGUUGGUGGAUGCCCUGAUCUACAUCGUGCAGUCCGAGAUCGGCCAGAAGGACUCGGACAGCAAGCUGGUGGAAAACUGUGUGUGCCUGCUGAGGAACCUGUCCUACCAAGUCCACCGUGAGAUCCCCCACGCUGAGCGCUACCAGGAGACGCCCCUUGUCCCUGCCAACAACGCCGGGCCCCACAAUGCCAGCUGCUUUGGGGCCAAGAAGGGCAAAGACGAGUGGUUCUCCAGAGGUAAAAAGCUCCCAGAAGACCCUGGUGCCGACACAGUGGAUUUUCCAAAAAGAACAACUCCAGCCAAAGGCUACGAGCUCCUCUUCCAGCCAGAAGUGGUGCGGAUAUACAUCUCCCUCCUAAAGGAAAGCAAGACUCCAGCCAUCCUGGAGGCUUCAGCAGGAGCCAUCCAGAACCUGUGCGCUGGCAGCUGGACGUACGGCCGGUGCAUCCGCUCAGCCCUGCGCCAGGAGAAGGGGCUCUCCGCCAUCGCCGACCUCCUGACGCACGACAGCGAGCGCGUGGUGAAAGCGGCGUCCGGGGCCCUGCGCAACCUGGCCGUGGACCUGCGCAACAAGGAGCUGAUCGGUAAACAUGCCAUCCCCAACCUAGUAAAGAACCUGCCUGGAGGCCAGCAGACCCCUGCCAAAAACCUCUCUGAGGACACAGUGGUGUCAAUCCUCAACACUAUCAAUGAAGUGAUCGUGGACAACCUUGAGGCAGCCAAAAAGCUCCGGGAAACGCAGGGGAUCGAGAAGCUUGUGCUGAUCAACAAAUCUGGGAACCGCUCAGAGAGAGAAGUCAGGGCAGCCGCCCUCGUCUUGCAGACAGUCUGGGGCUAUAAGGAGCUGCGGAAGCCCCUUGAGAAGGAAGGCUGGAAGAAGUCAGAUUUCCAGGUGAACCUGAGCAAUGCCUCUCGGACCCAAGGAGGCAACUCCUUUGAUGACAGCACCUUGCCUCUCAUCGACAGGAACCAAAAAACAGACAAGAAAUCCUCCCGGGAAGAGAUCCAGAUGAGCAACAUGGGACCAGACAACUAUUCCACACUCAACGAGAGGGACCACGGCAGGACACUGGACCGAUCCGGUGACCUUGGAGAGAUGGAGCCGGUGAAGGGAGCGCCGUUGAUGAAGAUCUAGUUGGCCUCCCUGCCUCUGCUCCAUUUGGGUUGAUAAUAUAUUAUAUAUAUAAAUAUAUAACUCUUCAUGGUGGAAUGGACUGACUUUUACCUUGUCUUAUUGUUGGAAUUUUGCUGGACUCUCUGUGCCAACCAUCCAGCCAAAUGCCUGGGCCGGGUCCCCAGGGCAGCCCGGGCCACUCGGUCUCCUCUGGGCCGCUGCACCUCCCUGUUUUGGGACACCACCACUGAGAACUUCUCCUCCCGUCCUCCACCACCUCCUUCCUCCCGAGAGUAAAACCUUCCCGCCUGACUCUGCCGGAUCAGCCGGCGUGGAUGCUGCACAAGGACUCGGACCUCUGCCUUGACCAGGAGCUGCCUUCUCUCCCACGCCUUCCCCCUGCUCUGAGGUGUCUUGCAGGGACAGGGACUGGGACCUCACUCGCUGCCGCCUUGUUUUUGGUUUGGUUUUGUUGCCUAUAGGAUAUAUUUUUUCGUGUGGGAUCACU